This is a messenger RNA of Cryptosporidium ubiquitum, 2253 nucleotides long. RefSeq lists its product as uncharacterized. The record is from RefSeq and is a predicted model, not a curated record. The coding region runs from base 1 to 2253 and encodes 750 amino acids. The transcript has a single exon. NCBI's taxonomy places the organism in Eukaryota, Apicomplexa, Conoidasida, Eucoccidiorida, Cryptosporidiidae.
AUGAGGCAAGAACCUGUAAGAGGCGACCCAAACCAGGGAAUAUGUGUAUCAUUGGAAAAGAUAGAAGACUUGAAUGAUUGUUUGGAAGUUGCUUUUCAGUGGAAAUGCAGUUGUUGGAGCACAAAUGACGAAUUUUUGUUGGAGUGGAAUAUUAAUGUUCCAAAAGACUUACUGACUUUUAUACCUAAUGGAGGCUCUCUAUUAGUUUCCCAGCUUGGAUUUUUUAAAUAUAACGAUAUGGUUUAUGUUUUGGUUGCUUGGACUAGAAGAUAUAUAUGGGUUUACUGUCAUGAUAUUAAAUCUUUUUCUGAAAUGUAUUCUCAAGGUCUUAAUAUCUCAGUAGAACCUAAAAUGUAUAAUUUAGAGCUGGAUGAUGACCAAGAUGUUGAUGAUCAGGCUGAAUUAAAGGAUGAAAAUGGUCAUUAUGUUUCCCUUGCUAUUAAAACUGGAGAUGGAGAGUUUCAAUUUGUUAUUUCUACAAAUACUUUACAACUACAUACCCUUAGACUAACUGUUUCUGGUGAAAUUGCUCAAGUUUUAGGUAUUUCUAUUUCAUCCAAUUGGUGGAACAUUGCAACAUAUAAUGAAUGUUCUUUUGAAACAGAAAACCAAAAUCCUGAUUCUGAAGUUUUAUGUGGAGAAAUAGAAUCAGAAUCAAACAGUCAUUUUAAAAGUAUUGUUAGAAUCCUUAAAUCAGCUUGGAACAGUAGUGAAAGAAUUCCAAAAUCUAAUCCUAGGCAUAUUCCAAUAGUUGAAGAAAGUAAUAAUUUCGAAGGAUUUUGCGAAUACACUGAAAGUUCUAAGGCCCCUUUAAAAACUCCUUAUGAGCACAGAAAAAGUUUGAAAAAGCUAAGAAAAAUCAUUCAUUAUGAAGAUAGCCUCAUAUUUUCAUUCCCAUCAAGCUAUAUCAAAUGGAAUGUCUCAUUUAUGUGUUUUGUAACAGCAGAAAACAUUAAUGCAUCUAACAGAAAAAAAACAAAAACCCUAAUUCUUUUCAGACACGAUUCUUUUGGAGUAGUUGAACUUUGUUGGGUUUUAAACUUUAACCAGAUUGAUGAUCUUUAUCCUUCAAAUCUAAUUGCAAUACCGUAUUUUGAAAACAGUAAUAUCAGGAACUCUGAAAAUGGAAUAUCUACUAUGAAAAUUCACCUUCCAGUUUCCCUUGGAAAUUCUCACAAAUUUGCACUCUUUUUUGUCUACAAAUCCAAUAAUUCGUUAAAACUUUUACAACUUACUCCAGCUUCAAGCUUAUUACCAGAAACUAGUGAAAAUACAAACCCUUUAUUAAUUUGGACACGUAAGCCAUCAUCCAACAUGAAUCUAUUACACGAAGUUGUGAACAUCUCCUCUUUUUGUACUAAUAACAAUAGUGGUUUUAACGGAAAGGAUAGAAACCAUUCACUCCUUAAUGAAAUUUACAGUAUUGAGCAAAAUAUUCCAUUGAUACAAAAUCCUGAAAUCCAAGGGAUUGUUUUAAAUAAAAAAUCCUCUCUUAGGUCUGGAACCAUUUAUAACUGUAUAUUAAGUUCCAGCAAGAACAUUUUCAUCAUAUACAUCUCAGAAAAUGGUCAUCAACUGAUCUGUAGUAAUAUUUUAGAUCACUCAAACCAACCAAACAAAAUUUACUUUACCACCUACACACAGAAUACUCUUUACCUUCUUGUAAAUUAUCAGGACGUCCCUCUUAAAAUUGAUCUUUCCUCCCCAAAUGGUAACGAAUCACAAGAAUACCUAAACAUUACAAAUAAUACAGAAAAUGAGAUAGUGGGCGAACAUACAGGAAACUCAAAUAGUGAAUUUAAUCAACUGAUCUUAAAAUACAGAGGAUUCAGGAAUGGAGAAAUUUCAAAAGGCAAUAUUAUUUUUGAAAAUUAUAAUUCUGAGUCUAUUCUUAAUUAUUUAGAGAAGAUUUACAAACAAAUUGUCUCAGAUCUCAAAGAUACAAAACCAGGAGACACAGAAUCGUCGAUCAAAACUAUAAAACACACCAAGACACUUAGCCUGAUUGGUCAGAGUCUCAAUAAUCGGAUUCUUUCUAAUAACUUUGAAUCUAAAGACGAAGAAGCUGUUUUACUUUGGGGGAAAUGCUCCUUUCUACUUGAUUUGGACUAUUGGAAAGAUCUCAAUUCCAUGGAAAACUGGAAAGAAUUUUCUGAAGGAACAUGUUUUGAUCAAAUUACAUCCAAGUUUCCAAAUUUACAGUCUCUUCUUGAUAACUAUCUAGAUCCUGUUGCAAUUAUUAGUUCUAAUUAA